This is a messenger RNA of Fraxinus pennsylvanica, 603 nucleotides long. The record is from the annotation of a GenBank genome assembly. Lineage: Eukaryota; Viridiplantae; Streptophyta; Magnoliopsida; Lamiales; Oleaceae.
AUGGGUGCUUGUCUCUCUUCCAAAUCUCUUGAUUACCAAAAUUGUUCUGCAAACGUUGUUCUAUUGAAUGGAGAAUUGCGCCAAUUUUCAGUUCCUACCACAGUUGCUCAGGUACUGGAAUCAGUAAAUUCAACAUUAGGUUCAUUCAUUUGCGACUCGGAUUGCUUGUAUUUCAACGAUUACAUACCUGCUUUGGCACCAGAAGAUGCGCUUGAGGAAUCUCAAAUCUAUUUCGUGCUACCGAAAACCAAGCUUCAGUAUCGUUUGACUGCGUCCGACAUGGCUGCUCUCGCCGUGAAAGCCAGCGUCGCUCUAGACAAAAUGAACGCCGCCGCCUCAACGCGCCGGCGGAAGAGGAAGUCACGGAUUUCACCAGUUAUGAUGCUAGAUCAAAAUAGCGAAUCCUAUCAGAAGAAAAGUUUUGUUAACAAUAACAAUGCAACGAAACCCUCAACGUCGGCACAAUUAGGGGUUUCCAGAUCCAGAUCUGUGAGGAAAUUCCAGAAGCACUCAUCUCGGCGGGCUAAAAUGGCGGCCCGAUCCUUCAAGAUUAGGCUAAGCACUAUUUAUGAAGGAUCUGUGGCACAUGCUCCAGUUUACUGA